AUGGAGUGGUGGGAUCAACGCCGAUAUGUGUGUAGCAAGUAUAUCUCUUCGUCUGCUCGUAUGAAUUACAUUCAGGGCCUAUCUACUGCUCUUUCCCACAGCAAUUAUACCACCUUUGCUAUUGAUAUUUAUGGCGUCUUACAUGAUGGGAGCAAGCCUUAUCCAUAUUCGAAAGACUGCUUGCAACAACUGACCAAUGCUGGGCAUCAAGUAUACCUGCUCUCCAAUUCGACUCGUCUCGGUGAUGCACUUGCACGCGAUCUCGACAAGAAGUAUGGCAUUGCACCUCAAUUGUACAAGGAGAUUGUGUCCAGUGGCGAAUUGACGUUGCUUUUCCUAAGCAAAUGUGUGGAUGCAUUCAAUAACAAGGAGACGACUACUUGCAACAACACCUUGGAACAUCCUUACAGCGCUACUGUGAUGGAAGGCAAUAUUGAAAAGGGCUUGAUGACACCCAAGGAGUUUGUUCAGCACUAUUGGAAGAACAAGGGCCGAUUCUUUUUGGUGGGUGAUGACGAUUACCAUGGACCAUUGUAUCAACCAUUUGAAUCGACAUUGACACGAGUGGAUGACUGGAAACAAGAUGGCAUUGAUUUUGUAUUGCUGGGAAAAGUCAAUCAACUCCCACAUGAGACGUCUCCCCUGGAUCCGUUCGAUGGUGAUAGCGUCAAGCAACAUUAUCAAGCAUUCAUGCAACAUUGCUUGGAACGACACAUUGUGUUUGUUUGUGCCAAUCCAGAUGUUUGGGCACCCAAUGGCAACGACACUUUGUUGGCAUGCCCUGGUUUCUUGGGUCAACUCUAUCAAGACAUGGGUGGCAAGGUCCUCUACUUUGGCAAGCCUUUUCCUACCAUCUAUCGCUAUUUGUUAUCCACCAAAGCGCAAGGUGACCCUGCACGUGUAUUAUGUGUGGGCGACAAUGUGGCCACAGACGUCAUGGGUGCACGACAACAAGGAUUGGAUGUUGCCAUGGUACUUGGUGGUGUCCACAGCAACCAGAUUGAUAUGACCAAACCCGAUGUAUCCCAAGUAAAAGCAUUAUGUGAGCAACACAAAGCACAAGAACCUACCUACAUUGUCCCUUUACUUCGCUUUUAG
Messenger RNA from Lichtheimia ornata, 1098 nucleotides. RefSeq lists its product as uncharacterized. Gene Ontology annotation, molecular function: phosphatase activity. Bases 1 to 1098 code for a protein of 365 amino acids. Lineage: Eukaryota; Fungi; Mucoromycota; Mucoromycetes; Mucorales; Lichtheimiaceae. The transcript has a single exon. The record is from RefSeq and is a predicted model, not a curated record.